Messenger RNA from Myotis davidii, 4671 nucleotides. RefSeq names its product autophagy/beclin-1 regulator 1 (gene AMBRA1). Gene Ontology annotation, molecular function: protein binding. The transcript has 17 exons. The record is from RefSeq and is a predicted model, not a curated record. Gene Ontology annotation, cellular component: intracellular membrane-bounded organelle. NCBI's taxonomy places the organism in Eukaryota, Metazoa, Chordata, Mammalia, Chiroptera, Vespertilionidae. Gene Ontology annotation, biological process: autophagy.
GACCUGAAUGGCCUCAUUUUAGCUGCUUCAGCGUGUGGAGCUAUUGCUUGCUCCUUCUCUUCCUGUGCCUGGUGUUACAGUGGCUGCUGAGCACCAUGAAGGUUGUUCCAGAGAAAAAUGCUGUCCGCAUACUCUGGGGGCGAGAACGGGGCACUCGGGCCUUUGGAGCUCAGCGGCUUCUGCAGGAGCUGGUGGAAGAUAAAACCCGGUGGAUGAAAUGGGAGGGCAAGAGAGUAGAACUGCCGGAUAGUCCACGCUCUACCUUCUUACUGGCCUUCAGCCCAGACAGGACUCUCUUGGCCUCCACCCAUGUGAACCAUAAUAUCUAUAUUACGGAGGUGAAGACUGGCAAGUGUGUUCAUUCGCUGAUUGGACACCGUCGUACUCCAUGGUGUGUCACUUUCCAUCCCACCAUCUCAGGCCUUAUUGCUUCUGGCUGCCUGGAUGGGGAGGUUAGGAUUUGGGAUUUACACGGUGGCAGUGAAAGCUGGUUCACAGAUAGCAACAAUGCCAUUGCCUCUCUGGCUUUCCACCCUACGGCUCAGCUCCUUCUGAUUGCCACUGCCAAUGAGAUCCACUUCUGGGAUUGGAGCCGAAGGGAGCCCUUUGCUGUGGUGAAGACAGCUAGCGAGAUGGAACGGGUCCGGUGAGUCCUCUUAACUUUUCUUGGUUUACCUAAAGGUUCUACCUAACUGUCUUGCUCUGCCUCCGUCCCACCUUGGUCCACACUGCAGGGUGAUGAUGAACCAGAGAUCCCCAUAGAUGGAACAGAAAUAUCUCACUACCGACAGCGUGCCCUGCUGCAAUCACAGCCAGUUCGCCGGACGCCUCUCCUCCACAAUUUCCUGCACAUGCUGUCCUCUCGCUCCUCUGGCAUCCAGACCGAGCCCUUCCAUCCCCCGGAGCAGGCCUCAGCAACGCAGCAGGACCAGGGCCUCCUGAACCGGCCGUCUGCCUUCAGUACAGUCCAGAGCAGCACUGCCGGCAACACGCUCCGCAACCUCAGUCUGGGUCCCACCCGUCGCUCUUUGGGAGGCCCUUUGUCUAGCCACCCUUCUAGGUAUCACCGAGAAAUAGCUCCUGGACUGACAGGAUCUGAAUGGACCCGGACAGUGCUCAGUCUGAACUCCCGCUCUGAGGCGGAAUCCAUGCCCCCGCCCAGGACCAGUGCCUCUUCGGUGACUUUGCUGUCUGUGCUGAGGCAGCAGGAAGGUGGCUCUCAAGCAUCUGUGUACACUUCAGCCACAGAAGGGAGGGGUUUUCCAUCUUCAGGGUUGGCAACUGAGUCAGAUGGAGGGAAUGGCUCCAGCCAAAACAACUCAGGCAGCAUUCGCCAUGAGCUUCCAUGUGACCUGAGACGCUUCUUUUUGGAGUAUGACCGGCUUCAGGAGCUGGACCAGAGCCUGAAUGGGGAACCCUCCCAGACCCAACAGGCCCAGGAAAUGCUCAAUAAUAACAUUGAAUCUGAGAGGCCAGGCCCCUCCCACCAGCCCACCCCACACAGCAGUGAGAACAACUCCAACCUGUCCCGUGGUCACCUGAAUCACUGUCGUGCUUGCCACAAUCUGCUAACCUUUAACAACGAUACCCUGCGUUGGGAAAGAACCACACCUAACUACUCCUCUGGCGAGGCCAGCUCCUCCUGGCAGGUCUCCAGUACCUUUGAGGGCAUGCCAUCGAGUGGCAGCCAAUUGCCACCUCUUGAGCGGACUGAGGGCCAUACGCCCAGCUCCAGCAGGCUGGAGUUGAGCAGCUCUGCUAGUCCGCAGGAGGAGAGGACUGUGGGGGUGGCCUUCAACCAGGAGACAGGCCACUGGGAAAGAAUUUACACCCAGUCCAGCAGAACUGGAACUGUAUCACAGGAGGCCUUACAUCAGGAUAUGCCUGAGGAAAGUUCUGAGGAAGAUUCACUCAGGAGGAGGCUGCUGGAGUCUUCCCUCAUUUCAUUAUCCCGUUAUGAUGGAGCAGGAUCCAGAGAGCACCCAAUUUACCCAGACCCAGCGAGAUUAUCUCCUGCUGCAUACUACGCUCAGAGGAUGAUCCAGUAUCUUUCACGGAGAGACAGUAUUCGCCAGCGCUCCAUGCGCUACCAACAGAACCGGCUUCGCUCUUCCACCUCCUCCUCUUCCUCAGACAACCAGGGUCCAUCAGUAGAGGGAACCGACUUGGAAUUUGAGGACUUUGAGUACUCACGCUUUGUACCAAGGCGUUUCUUGCUGCCUGAGUACUUGCCUUAUGCUGGGAUUUUUCAUGAACGUGGACAACCUGGCUUGGCUACUCACUCUUCUGUUAACAGGGUUCUGGCAGGGGCAGUGAUUGGUGAUGGACAGUCUGCUGUGGCCAGUAAUAUUGCCAAUACCACCUACCGGCUCCAGUGGUGGGACUUCACUAAAUUUGACCUCCCAGAAAUCAGUAAUGCCUCCGUGAAUGUGCUGGUACAGAACUGCAAGAUCUACAAUGAUGCCAGCUGUGACAUUUCUGCAGAUGGCCAACUCCUGGCAGCUUUCAUCCCUAGCAGCCAAAGGGGCUUUCCCGAUGAAGGCAUCCUGGCAGUGUACUCCCUGGCCCCCCACAACUUGGGUGAAAUGCUCUACACCAAGCGAUUUGGUCCCAAUGCCAUUUCGGUGAGCCUGUCCCCAAUGGGCCGGUACGUAAUGGUGGGUUUGGCCUCACGAAGGAUCCUGCUGCACCCCUCCACAGAGCACAUGGUGGCCCAGGUCUUCAGGCUGCAACAGGCCCAUGGUGGCGAGACCUCCAUGCGGAGAGUUUUCAACGUCCUUUAUCCCAUGCCUGCUGACCAGCGGAGACAUGUCAGCAUCAACUCUGCCCGCUGGCUGCCUGAGCCUGGGCUCGGCCUGGCCUAUGGCACCAACAAGGGAGACCUGGUGAUCUGCCGACCAGAGGCCUCGAACUCAGGCAUUGAGUACUACUGGGACCAGCUGAACGAGACUGUCUUCACGGUCCACUCCAGCAGCCGGAGCAGUGAGAGGCCCGGAACCAGCAGAGCCACAUGGAGGACAGACAGAGACAUGGGUCUGAUGAAUGCAAUUGGGUUGCAGCCUCGGAACCCCACCACCUCAGUGACGUCUCAGGGCACCCAGACUCUGGCCCUUCAGCUGCAGAAUGCGGAAACACAGACGGAGAGGGAGAUACAGGAGCCAGGGACAGCAGCCUCGGGUCCCGGGGAAGGUGAGGGCUCAGAGUACGCAGGUGGGGAAGACGCCCUCAGCAGGAUCCAGCGGCUGAUGGCCGAGGGUGGCAUGACCGCCGUGGUGCAGCGGGAGCAGAGCACCACCAUGGCCUCCAUGGGCGGCUUUGGCAACAACAUCAUCGUCAGCCACCGCAUUCACCGCAGCUCCCAGACAGGGACUGAGCCUGGGGCCGCCCGCACCUCCUCGCCCCAGCCCUCCACCUCUCGGGGACUGCUCCCGGAACCUGGGCAGCUGGCAGAGCGAGGCCUAAGCCCCCGGACAGCCUCCUGGGACCAGCCCAGUACCCCUGGGCGGGAGCCCCCCCAGCCAUCCUUGCCCUUUUCCUCCCCUGCCCCUACUCCUGUCCCCCUUCCCAGCACUGAGGGACCAACCCCGCACUGCGACCUGACCAGUAACCACCACCUUCCUGACAGUGGCGGUAGCAGCAGGGGGGAAGCUGCAGGCCCCAGUGGGGAGCCACGGAACAGGUAGAGACAAGUGUGCACUGGUGCCUCCCUCAAACCGCUGAGCAGAAAUCGGACCUCACAGCUGACUGGGAACUGGACACGGAAGAGCUGCAGGCUGCAUCAGGAACAGGAGCAAGAGGGCAGGGGUUCGAGGAAAUCAGAGUCUGUGGGCGUGAGGCAGUCAAAUGGGCAAGGCUCACCUUAGGACUAGAACCUUUCAGGAUCUGGAGCCCAUGGAGCCACACUGCUGUGCUGAGUGAAGAGAAGGAAGUGGGUAUUCUGCCAUGAACCCCGUUUACCCUAGUCACAGAGAACCCCAGAAGGGCCAAACUAUCCUGCAUAGUGGCCAGUGAGACAGCUGUGCCCUGUCCACCUGUUGUAGGGGCCAAGCCACUAGGACUUGAAGAGCAAGAGGAGCAGCCGACCCCCAGAAACCAUCUCUAUCUCGGAGCCUCCAGAGCUUCAGCUUCUUAUCUUUCCCCACGAAGGCCACUGUCGGGCAGGCCAGGCCCAGAUUCCCGAGGACGGGCUUCUACGCUUGCUAAUGGGGACACCAUGGAGUGGGGGGAGCCUGCUUGCCUGACAGAGGAUGGGGUCAAGGGAUGGUGGGCAGGUCCUCACUCAGGAGUGGGGGGUGUAGGCUGGCCAGCCCCCAGGGCCUGUCCACCAAGCCCCUCCCUCCCUGUCCCCCAGGUCCUCAGAGCAGCGCCUGUGGGUAUCAGUAUUCCCUGAGCCGAGGCCAAAGCCAGCCCGAGGCUGGGGGAGGGGGUGAAACUCCAGGUCAGAAUGUGAGGUCUUGGUCUGUGAUUUAAGGUGUUGCAUGUGGAAUCUUAAACUGUACGUGUAGUUUCUAGUGGAAAAAUCAAGGCGCUGAUUAUUUUGUUUUUAGUAUGAAAAUGUGAUUUCUGUUUGUAACUCAUAGAAACAUUGUGGUGGGAGAAGAGGGGAUAGUCUGACUGCUAAUGAGGGAAACACCAAAGAUCUACAUCAUUAAAAUGAUGACAUGCCCCUCA